AUGUCUGUUGCUAUAAUACCAAUUGGUAUCUCGCUAAUUCCAACAACAAACAAGUCUCAAUUUUUUUCGAAUAAACAGAGCCGUUUAACAAAUGAUGACAAACAAAGAAUUGCUCACAUCUGCUUUUUUAUAAUUUCAUUACUGUUUACCAUUGGAAUUUUGUUUGAGACAGGAUAUAGUGCGUGGAAAAAAUAUGAUAUAAAAGCUGCUGCAAUCGUCGCAUUUUUUGGUUUAGUUCUAUGUGGAAUACUUGUCAGCUUGCUUGUUUUUCAACUUCCUUUUCUUGUUGGAAUGUAUCGGGAGCAACACCAACACUAUUGCAUCCAACAACCUAUCAAACAUGAUAAAUCAUCUCGUUACAUUAAGAUCGAAUGGUUGCCAAAACAAUACAUUCGAAAGUUAAAUAUGGUGAUGAGUCGAGUUCCUAUCAAAGAAAAUCGCCAGUUCAAUAUUUGA
Molecule: messenger RNA, 456 nt
Organism: Rotaria socialis
Lineage: Eukaryota; Metazoa; Rotifera; Eurotatoria; Philodinida; Philodinidae
Source: the annotation of a GenBank genome assembly